This is a messenger RNA of Rhodofomes roseus, 1886 nucleotides long. RefSeq lists its product as uncharacterized. Gene Ontology annotation, molecular function: monoatomic cation transmembrane transporter activity. Gene Ontology annotation, cellular component: plasma membrane. The record is from RefSeq and is a predicted model, not a curated record. The transcript is spliced from 7 exons. Bases 103 to 1725 code for a protein of 540 amino acids. Gene Ontology annotation, biological process: monoatomic cation transport. Lineage: Eukaryota; Fungi; Basidiomycota; Agaricomycetes; Polyporales; Fomitopsidaceae.
CAGCAGCCAUGCACAUGCACCCGCUGCGAUGUCUUGACUCUUCCUAGACCUUGCCAUCCUUCUCGGCCCUGCGACAACGCUCACGCGCACCCCGCGCAAGACAUGGUCAACCCAGGCUCCCCAGUCCCCUCUCGCAGCAGCUCAGACACCAUAGAACUCGCCGAGUUCGAGGACGUGCUCGUGACACCAGACCCGGACCACAUUCACCGCUACAAGCAGUCGUCCGUCAUACCUGAACCAGACCCGAGCGAAUCCGACGACGAAGAUAAUGGCCUUGAUGAGGGCGACCUCGCACUGCUUGGGGCAGGAAGGAGAGCCGAUCCGCGUGCGCCCGCGCGUCGUGGUACAGCCUGGACGCAAGUCAGGAGCCUCGUAAUAGAGACCUCACCUACACUCCUUGUCACUACCAUCGGGCUGCUGUUCACCGGCGAACUAUUGUCCACUGUGUCGCAUUGGAAGGAACUAUCCCGUGUGGAUGAACUCAUCAUGAUCAUUCCCGUGGUACUUAACCUAAAGGGCAAUCUAGAGAUGAACCUCUCCGCACGACUAAGUACAGCCGCCAACAUAGGGGAGCUGGACAAAGCGGACACGCGUCGACAAAUCAUCAUUGGCAACCUUACGCUGCUGCAAGUGCAAGCCGCCGUGGUAUCCUUUGUCGCAGCAUGCGUCGUUUUCGUCCUUGGACGAAUAACGGCCUCCCCGGCUCCCGCGGGAUCGAUACCCACUACUGGCAACGGUACCAUUGCCAAUGCUACUGCUUCUAUAGUGCAAAGGGCCUUAUUGGCUUCGCUCCCCGCUUCAUCGUUGCAGCCCAGAAAGCCACGUCCAUCCUUGCCUCAGGGUGGCAAGAAGAUUUCGGGGCCGCAUGAGUUCAUAAUGGUGGCUUCCGCUGCUAUGUGCUCCUGUGCGCUAUCAGGUGUAUUUUUAGGAUCCUUCAUGUGCGGGCUCAUAGUGCUGUGCCGUCGUUGGGGAUACGACCCAGAUAAUGUCUCCCCUCCAGUGGCGGGCUGUCUGGGCGAUAUGCUCACAUUGUCUAUCCUCAGUGUUGUAUCCCUCAUCCAUGUCCGCAUCGAGAACACCCCGCUGCCCCUGAUCUUCGUCAUCUGUCUGAGCGCCAUCGCCAUAGGGCUUGCCUUCUCUGUCCGCCGGAAUCCUCAGGUCAGUCAUCUACUGAAGCAGGGAUGGUGGCCGCUGUUCGCGGCGAUGAUCAUUAGCAAUGGCACCGGGCUGCUCCUUGAUACCUUCGUCACCCGGUAUCAAGGAUAUGCUUUAAUUGCUGUCGUCAUCACUGGUCUGCCGGGGAGCGUCGGUGCAAUCUUCGUCUCGAGACUAUCGACCGCACUUCACGCAGCAGCCAUCACGAUCCUGCCGUCCUCCGCGGACCACAAAGUACACCCCAGCCCACACUUGGUGAUGACUACGCUACUUGUCGUCGGCUUCCCCAUCCAGCUCGUCUUUCUCGUCUUCAUCUACGCCUUCGGCUGGAUUCACCUCCCGUUCAUCUUCGUCGUCCUCGAGAUCCUCUUCUAUUGCACUGCGGUGGCAAUAGCCCUCGUACUGGCCCGUGGGAUCACCGAGUACUUCUGGAAGUGGGAGCUCGACCCAGACAUGUACGCGCUGCCAAUCCACUCCGCGCUCAUGGACGUCGUGGGCCAGUCCUUACUCGUAGCAUGCUUCGAAGUCGCCUCGUUGCUGGGAGCGAAGGUACGCUCAAUAAAAUCGUAGCCCCUAGUCUUGGAGGGCGCAGCACCGGGCUGCGUCUUAGAUCGACUAUCUUCCUCUAUUUUGUGGUCAGCAACGGAGACUAGCUGCGUCUGUUGCUUAUGAUGCAUUGCAUCCUAACUUAUGCGAUACCUGUAAUAUAAUGUAAUACGUCAAGCACUGAC